GCGCCGCCGGGCUACUUCCGGAAAACGUUGCGUCACGUGUCGGGCGACCGGAAGUGAAUCGUACUUCCGCCGGGGAGAAAGGGAGCAAGAUGUCGGACAACGAGGACAACUUUGAUGGGGAUGACUUCGAUGAUGUGGAGGAAGACGAGGGGCUGGAUGAUCUGGAGAACGUAGAAGAGGAGGGACAGGAGAACGUGGAGAUCCUCCCCUCCGGAGAGCGACAGGCAGCGAACCAGAAGCGCAUCACCACCCCCUACAUGACCAAGUACGAGCGAGCCAGAGUUCUGGGCACGCGUGCCCUCCAAAUAGCGAUGUGUGCACCUGUGAUGGUGGAGUUGGAAGGAGAGACAGACCCGUUGCUGAUUGCCAUGAAAGAACUCAAAGCACGCAAGAUUCCUAUCAUCAUCCGUCGUUACCUGCCUGAUGGGAGCUAUGAGGACUGGGGUGUGGAUGAGCUAAUUAUCACAGACUGAUCGGCCUCUGGCUGUUGCUUUUGAUUCUUUCCUUCUCCAGCAGAUGUUUCUAUUUUUGUUUAUAUUUGUAUAAAUAAAUUAUAAAUUCUUUCUCCUGUA
Lagopus muta (rock ptarmigan) is the source of this 572-nucleotide messenger RNA. RefSeq names its product RNA polymerase II, I and III subunit F (gene POLR2F). The record is from RefSeq and is a predicted model, not a curated record. The transcript is spliced from 5 exons. Lineage: Eukaryota; Metazoa; Chordata; Aves; Galliformes; Phasianidae. The coding region runs from base 90 to 473 and encodes 127 amino acids. Gene Ontology annotation, cellular component: nucleus; RNA polymerase I complex; RNA polymerase II, core complex. Gene Ontology annotation, biological process: DNA-templated transcription. Gene Ontology annotation, molecular function: DNA binding; DNA-directed RNA polymerase activity.